Drosophila navojoa is the source of this 975-nucleotide messenger RNA. RefSeq lists its product as uncharacterized. The record is from RefSeq and is a predicted model, not a curated record. Lineage: Eukaryota; Metazoa; Arthropoda; Insecta; Diptera; Drosophilidae.
UUUUGAGUUGUGUGCCAUCCCCUUUGCGCUACGCCACUGGCACAGCCUUUGAUCCAGUGAGAUAUUUACCACUCGCUGGGUAAACUCUUCCACAUUUAGUCAUCUGCCUGCCUCGCUGCUGUUCGGCUCGGCGCUGGGCUGCUGGAGCAUUGUUUAUGUGGGCAUCGUCUCUGCCUCUGCCUCUGCCUCUGUCUCGAUUUGUUUAUUGUAAUUCUAACAAACACAUUCACACAUUGCCACCAUGCACAGCAUGCGUCUAUGGAAUCUGAAGCGUCUGGCGCUGCUGCUCGGCGCUGUCGUCUUGUUCUACUUAUUCGUGUUCUCUGGCGGCUAUCACAAGUACCAAAUAGACCGCGUUAUCGACAAUGCCAGACCGGAAGCAGUUUGGGAGUAUGUGGCGGACUUCAAUAAAAUGCGCCUGUUGAAUCCCACAAUCAUCAAUUUUAGGAUUCUCGCCGAUCAAGGCCACGCCCACGACUGGCGUUACACGGUGCGGUAUACGGAGCGCCUGUCGCACUGGCCGCACUGGCUGAACGAAGCCACCGCCCACUAUGUGGUGACCAAGACUCUGCCGGGCGUCCAUCCGCCCGCCUGGUCCAUCCAAUCGACACACGAGACCUGCUUCCUGGGCGGCCACUACUGCCUGCACUCGCGCAGCGAAUUCAGUUUCAGCUCAAUAGGAGCGGGCACAUAUGCCAAUGAGAAGAUCCAAUAUCAGUGCCCCCCGUUCCUGGGCACCGCCUGCCGCCGCGAGCUGGAGUUCCAGCGCCGCGCUGUAAUGCAUAAUCUGACUCAAAUAUUCAGGCGAGCUUAGUCCCAGGUCAACGCCAGGCGUAUUGAAAGUCUCGUAUUCCAUUCUAUUCAUUCUUUUGUUUGUAUUUUCACAUCUAAUAGGUUUUAAAAUUACAUUGUAUUGAAUGCUCAACUCAACUAAAUUAACAAACAGAAAUUGUUGCUAAGUAUUUGUUCAAUUAU